Molecule: messenger RNA, 2135 nt
Organism: Aptenodytes forsteri (emperor penguin)
Lineage: Eukaryota; Metazoa; Chordata; Aves; Sphenisciformes; Spheniscidae
Product: Golgi apparatus membrane protein TVP23 homolog B
Exons: 7
Coding region: 1-711 (236 amino acids)
Biological process (GO): vesicle-mediated transport; protein secretion
Cellular component (GO): Golgi membrane
Source: RefSeq, a predicted model, not a curated record
AUGCACCCGCAAGCAGAGAUCAAGCCAGACAGAGUGGUGGCAAGUUGGAAACAGGUUCUUUUUUCCGAUAUAACUCUUCGUGUCUGCUCCCCGCUUCAGGACAGCAAUGAUGACAUUGAGGAUGUGUCCCUCUUUGAUGCAGAUGAUGAUGUAUCCAGGAGAUCAAAAAAGUCAAAAAUAAGGCAUCCAGUGGCAUCAUUUUUCCACUUAUUCUUCCGAGUCAGUGCGAUAGUUGUCUAUCUGCUCUGUGAGCUCUUAACUAGCAGCUUUAUUGCCUGCAUGGUGACAAUUAUCCUCCUCUUGUCGUGUGACUUUUGGGCUGUAAAGAAUGUCACAGGGCGACUGAUGGUUGGCCUUCGCUGGUGGAACCAGGUGGAUGAUGAUGGUAGAAGUCACUGGGUAUUUGAAGCCAGGAAGGUAUCAGCGCAAGGGAGUAAAACCUCAUCAGAAGCAGAGUCCCGAAUUUUCUGGUUAGGUCUAAUUACCUGUCCUAUGAUCUGGGUGAUAUUUGCUUUCAGCGCUCUCUUUUCCUUCAAAGUGAAAUGGCUGGCAGUGGUUGUGAUGGGAGUGGUGCUUCAGGGAGCCAACCUUUAUGGUUAUAUCAGGUGUAAAGUUGGCAGUAGAAAGAACUUGACAAGCAUGGCGACUAACUAUCUUGGAAAGCAGUUCUUGCGGCAGACUGUGGCUAAAGAGGACCAAGCUGCAUCCUGAGUACGGUGGAAGCCUCAAGCCAGACCGGAUUCACAGUAGUGAACAACAGAGAAUGUUGCUCUGACCCAUGAGAUCUGGGAGCUGCAUACGUGAGGUGUGAAUUAAAAGAAGUAAUUAAAUUGUGUGAGACUUCAGGUUAACGCUCCUAGCAACUUAUAUUCGAUUUUCCGCUAGCAGUUUGUGUUUAAGUCUUUUCUUCAGUUUGAUGAAUUAGAAUUAAUUUGCCUAAACUUUAAAUGAAAAAAUAUCCUAGGUGGCUCUCAUACAGGUUUAGAACUAGGGGAUGAAUUAAGAGAAAAUUGCUUGACAUCCUUCUUCAGAAAAACCAUGCACAAGCCGAGCCUUCUGUUACCCAAGGACUCCCCCGACUCCUCCAGCAGUUGGUGCCUCAAAUAGUUUCAGUUGUGGACAUUGCUGCGUUUUGUUCUUGGAGGUCAUUGCUGCUUCUGUUACGAAGUUUAGAUAGCGCUCUUCUGGCUCCGCAUCUCUCUCAUUCUGUGAUUUGAACGGCGCUGAGGUGGUUGCGGUGAAGGACAUCUGAAGGAAAUGUUGCUGUUGGCUUAGUGGGAAGAUGCUGUGGUUUCCACGAGACUUCAAUAAAGCGACUUCUGAGCAGCUCCGGUCUUUUAUUUAUCUGAAGCAUUCUUGGAGGUCUCGGUAACAUCUUAAACCCCUGGAUUUAUGGGAAGUCCCUCUUCUACCUGUAGGCCUGCGUCUGUCUGGAGAGCGUAGCAAGAGUAAAACCAGUUUACGAGGAAGGUUGCAGGCACGGUUUCAGAGACGGAGUGAAUCUGAGAGCAGUCGUCGUCUGACUGACGCUGUUAAAGUGAUGCCAUCUGGCGUCGUGUCGGCGCCGCGCUGUAGCGUGCGUUUGGUGCCGCGGGUCGUCUUCUCUGGCCGGGAGGGUGUAGGGUGACGCGGUCUGCGGUUUCCUCACCAGCCCCUUGGCACAGGGUCGCAGGGAAUGGGACCGACAGGGGUUUUCGUUUCUUGAAUCCACGCAGUAUGCUGUCCUUAAGCCGUGCUCCCCAAGGAGCCUGUGGGCUGGAAAAAAGCCUUUUGUAGGAUCGUGAAACGUUGGCUGGCAGCGUUCACUUAGAUGGCAGAAAGUGGCGUGUUUUGUGUGAAAAGCUGUACGAAAGGGAUCAGUUCCUUCUUGUCAUGUAAUUCUGUUCAAGGCAGACUGUGCUUUCGCAGCGGCGGAUAUUGUAAACUUCAGAUGAGGUAUUUUAAAUUAAGGAUGUGGUUUCUUUUUGAAUAAUGGGUAUUGUAAAUUGUGGGAUUGCAUUAACAUGAUUUCUCUCCCUGUACUGUAGCAACACUUGGGAGCUGUACACUUGUUUAACUCUUUGGAUUGAUACCUUCCUUUUGUAAAUAUGUAUUUAUAAAAUCUCGAAAUUAAAAUAAUGCUUUGUUUAACCAGA